CAAUAUGCUAAGCUUUAUUUUAACCAAAAUGAGGCUCUAUACAUUUAUCUGCUCACACUCUUCUGAAUUAGACUUUACAGACACACCUCCCAGUCUACAACAGCGCUGGUGUUAAAUUUCACUUCCCUCUGCACCCUUUUUGUCUUCCUCUUGCUUUCACUCUUGCACGUUGGUAUGAAUUAUAUUCUGAGGAACUUCCUCUCUCUGUGUACUUAUCUGUUAGCACAAAAACCACACGGUACAUGUUUAUAUUUGUGCUUCUACUUUCCUGGAGUGACGACAGCUUUUAAACACCUCACUGUUAAGAGCAGCUGUGUGGGUGCGAUGGCAGAACCACGGAGACACACUGAAGACCCUUUGUUUCCAGGUGAAUUUCUCACCUCUUCCAGUUUAACCACUAAGGAGCUGCAGCAGAACUUGAGGGCGGAGAAGCAGAGGGAGCGACCCGUCAGGGUGCUGUUUGAAAUCCCAUCGACUCGUAUCAUUGAACAGGCUCUGUCCAAAUACGUGGUAUAUGAGGUCGUGGUGAUGCGCUCUGGCAGCUUCGACUCUCGCCGCGUGUCCGUGGAGCGCCGCUACAGCGACUUUUCCCGCUUUCACCACGCACUGCUGAGGGAGUUCAACGAGGAGCUGGAGGAGGUGGUGCUUCCCCGCAAACUCCUGACCGGAAACUUCUCCCCUGAAAUCAUCUCAGAGCGGCGCCUGGGUCUCCAGGACUACCUGGCUAAACUUUACGAAACACGUUGCGUCCGACAUUCACCUCUUUUCCCCAAAUUCUUCACGGAGCAGGAGCAGAAGAAAGCGCACAGUUUGCUGCGAGCGGGACAGUUCAGACUGGCUCUGGAGCAGCUGCAGACGAUUCUGGGGAUUCAGGAGAAGCUGGUGCCGUGGCAGAAACCCACCCUGCUUGUACCGACGCUCGCUGCCCUCGCCGUUUGUUACCGGGACCUGGAGGAACCUGAACAAGCGUUUACGUCUGCUCAGAGGGCUCUGCCUCCGGUGAGACGAUACGGACUGAAGAACUACAGAGCCUCGCUGCUGGACCUGCUGGUGGAUUUAGGAUACCAGCUGGGCCAGCCGGUGGCUCAGUUACAGGAAGAGCUGACUGCGCUGAGAGACGCCGAGAGGGGAGAGGUGUCCUCCCGCUCGCUGAAAGAGUUAGUGGUGAAGGAGUUCAUCUGAGGACAAAACUCCAAACUAUUCUGGAGCUCAAUCAUCAGAGUUACUGACUGAUUCUGUAGCUUUUUGCACAAGAACUCCUCACUUAUAACAGCCAUGUUAUACAAUCAAUCAAUCCAUCAAUCAGUUUUUAUUUAUAUAGCGCCAAAUCACAACAAAAGUCAUCUCAGGGCACU
This is a messenger RNA of Thunnus maccoyii (southern bluefin tuna), 1355 nucleotides long. It is a transcript of the gene snx20, whose product is annotated as sorting nexin 20. NCBI's taxonomy places the organism in Eukaryota, Metazoa, Chordata, Actinopteri, Scombriformes, Scombridae. Bases 175 to 1182 code for a protein of 335 amino acids. The record is from RefSeq and is a predicted model, not a curated record. Gene Ontology annotation, biological process: protein transport. The transcript has 4 exons. Gene Ontology annotation, molecular function: protein binding; phosphatidylinositol phosphate binding. Gene Ontology annotation, cellular component: early endosome membrane.